AUGCAAAAAGGACUUGAAAUGGCUGGUGUAAAUAUGCCAAUCUUUGGUAAUAUGAGCGUAGAUUUUGGGGUCCCGUCGCUUCCAGAACCAGAACAGACAUCUUCAGAUAAUGAUGCAAAUCAAAUAAUUCGGAAGCUUGAUGAAAAUACUCCCAUCAUCAUCGAUAUCCAAGCUCAAGCCAGAGGAGCCAUAGAAAGAAUGCGACUAGCAUCUAUCAUGGAACAGCUGUGGGAUUCAGAAGAAAGACUAGUUGAGCUCCAGGCCCUUAUUAGAGGUGAUUUCUCUCGUCAAAUUGCAAGAUACCGAGGAAGUAUGCGUAUUUUCGCAAUAAAUAUUCAGAGUAGAGCCCGCGGGCUGCUAAUUCGCUUUAGUCACGCAAACAAGAAAUCAGUUUGUAAAAGCAAUGAACUCUAUAUUAAGAAAAUCCAAAGUCUGAUCCGGGGAAAGAAUGUGAGGUUGAAAUUACAAUCGAAUUUUUCUAAUUUGAGGGAAAAUGUUCCGGGAAUAGAAAAGAUGCAAGCUAGAAUGAGAGGCUUCCUAACACGGCAGGCCAUGACUAUUCAGAAAGAAAAACUCUCAAAGAACUCCGAGGCAAUAAAAAAUCUGCAAUCGAAAAUCCGAGGCUUUAUGAUGCGCACUGCUAUCACUAUACAGAGAGAUCAAACUCACACACAUAUGUGCGUGAUCAGGAACUUUCAAUCGCUGGCAAGAGGCUUACUAAUUCGUAGAGCCCUUCUUGCUCAGAAAAAUGAAGUCCUGAUUUACUCCAAUAUGAUGAAAUAUUUGCAAGCUAAUGUAAGAGGCCAAUUGAAACGCAGGACUGUCUCUCUACAGGAGCACAAGCUUAUAUCUUAUACCGGUGUAUACAAAAAACUACAAUCAGAUAUCCGGAGCCUACUAAUCCGCAGAGCAGUCUUUGCACAGAAAAAUGAAAUCCUAAAACGCGAGCUUAUGUCUUAUACCGAUGUAUACAAAAACCUACAAUCAGAUAUCCGAGGCCUACUGAUUCGCAGGGCCAUAAGUGCCCGGAAAAAUGAAAUUUUAAAUUGUAUACAUUCGAUCAAAAAUUUGCAAUCAAAUCUUCGUGGCAUGCUAUGCCGUAGAGCUACUGUAGCACAGAAAGAUGAAGUUUUUCUAUGCUCAAGUGUGGUUAAGGAUAUACAAGCUGCCAUCCGAGGUAAUAUGUUAAGAACGUCUAUCGUGAGAGACCUUCAUGCUUUGAGUUUGAAUAACGCUUCGAUAAUCUCUAUACAAUCAAAUUCGCGAGCAAUUAUCCGAAGAAAAAAUCACUGCCUCCUAAAAACUACAUUGACGACAAAAUCACCAACAUUUAUUUCUUUUCAGUCUAUUCUAAGAGGGAACUGCCUCAGAAAUAAAUAUACAAGUUUAAUAGAUGAUUUGAAAAGACAUGAUUCUUCGAUUUUGUAUUUGCAAGCUAUCAUUAGAGCUAAACAAAUAAAUUCUUACGUACAGAGAAUGAGUAAUGCACUAUCUAGCGAAGAUUUAUCCAUAGUUUUUAUACAAACACGCAUCAGAGGUAUGCUGACCCGCCGUGGAGUUGGAAAUGAUCAUGAGGCCCUAUUUACAUCGACCAUUCAAGUUUCACAAUUUGAAGCCAUUGCCCGAGGUUAUCUUGGGCGCAAUUCUAUACGAGCAAGAUCAGAUCAAUUAAAUUUACAUUCUUCAAUGCUGGCUGAGCUCCAAGCUCAAAUUAGAGCGAUUCUUUCUCGGGAUAUUAUUUCAGCAAUUAUCACAGAUCUCGAUUUUGAAUCGGAUUCGAUUAUAUCAUUACAAGCAGCAGCUAGGGCUUUUCUGAUUCGUUCCAAGUUCAACGAAAAAAUGCGGUUUUUUAAAGAGAACAUGGAGAAAGUUGUGAAGAUUCAGAGUUUUGUGCGAGGUCGAAUCCAAGGAGAGGCCUAUAAAAGUUUGACAACAGGGAAAAAUCCACCUGUCAACACCGUAAAAAAUUUUGUCCAUCUUCUAAAUGACAGCGACUUUGACUUUAAUGAGGAAGUAGAAUUCGAAUGUUUACGAAAAACUGUGGUUCAACAGGUACGCCAAAAUGAAAUGGCAGAACAGUACAUAGAUCAGCUCGAUAUAAAAAUUGCUCUGCUAGUCAAGAAUAAAAUAACUUUGGACGAGGUUGUCAAACACCAAAAAAACUUUGGAGGCCACCCAGGUAACCUCCUUGUUAAUACCGCAUUAAAUUCAGGUAAUCAAUUCGAUCUAAAGGCCUUAAAUAAGAACUCCCGUAAGAAGCUAGAGAGUUACCAGCAAUUAUUUUUUACCCUUCAAACGCAGCCCCGAUACUUAGCAAAGAUUUUCAAACGGAUCCGUGAACAAGGAACCGCCGAAAAAGACUGUAAACGAAUUGAAACAAUGAUUAUGGCUUUGUUUGGGUAUGCACAAAAGCGUCGGGAAGAGUACUAUUUACUGAAGCUUAUAAGUCGCUCAGCAAAAGAAGAAAUCAGUAGUACAACUUCCAUUCAGGAAUACCUCCGAGGUGGUCACUUUUGGAAUAGGAUAGUAAGAAAUUAUACUAGAUCACCGAGAGAUAGAAAGUUUCUGCGUGAGUUACUUGGCCCUAUGAUACAAGGAAGUAUAUUAGGGAACCCAGAAUUGGAUCUCGAAAGUGAUCCAAUGCAAAUCUAUAGAUCUGCUGUCAAUAAUGAAGAACUUCGGACUGGAAAAUCAAGUCAUAGAUCCCUCAGUAUUCGUAGGGAAGAAGCUAUAAAAGAUAACGAGACAAGGGAGAUGUUUAUUAAUCAUCUCCAGGACCUUCGUGGAAUAGUCGACGAGUUUAUAUUUGCUUUGGAGACUUUCGUCCACAAAAUGCCAUAUGGAAUCAAAUUUAUUUGCAAACAACUCUUUGAAGCUCUUUGUGAACAUCUAUCUCUUGAACCCAAAAGUAUUCUCCUACAAGUCGUGGGAAGCUGGCUAUGGAAGAUAUAUCUUCAACCCGCUCUGAUAGCUCCAGAAACUAUGGGGGUUAUUGACAAGCAUUUGACGCCGUUACAAAAGCAUAAUCUGAAAGAAGUCGCCAAAGUUCUUGGCCAGAUUACCUCCGGGAAGUUAUUUGGCGGGGACAACAUAUAUCUCCAACCGCUGAACGCAUAUAUUGAGAAUGCAAUCAAAAGAACAUCUCUCAUUUUUGCUGAUAUUAUGUUGGUGCCAGAUGCUGAGGGCACAUUUCACAUUGAUGAGUUUAACGAUCUCUACGCCAAGGUAAAACCGACUUUGUAUAUCAAAAUGGCAGACAUUUUCGCAAUCCAUCAGCUUAUCGCAGCACAUCUUCCAGAAAUUUGUCCCAGUCGGGACGAUGUUCUUCGAGACAUGCUGCAAGAGCUAGGAAGUGCUAAGAGCAACGAAACUGAAAUGCUGGGAGUAACCUCAACUGAAAUUCAAAUGACCCUAAGUCCCAAGCUUCAUGAUUUGGAAGAUCCAGAGGCUGAGGUUAAGGCACUUUUCAUGGAGACCAAGCGUUGCAUUUUGUAUAUCAUCCGUGUCCAAACCGGCUCUAAUCUUAUGGAUAUCCUUGUACGUCCGAUCACACCAGAGGACGAUAGAAAGUGGCAUACAAUCAUCAAUGAAGAGUUCUCAGCGCACAGCAGAACUCGAGGGGCGUACUCGGAUGCCAAUACAUUGGUGGACGUGAAGUCAAUGUCUUACAAGGAUCUAAAGCGUACAGCACUUGAAAAUAUCAUGAGCCUCGAGCAACUUGGAAGAAUAUCAAGGAAAAAUUUUUAUCAGGAUAUUCUCAACGCUAUCGCCUUAGAUAUCCGCACCAAAAGUCGACGAAGGGUGAUGAGACAGCGUGAACUUGAGGGCGUGCGUCUCACUUUAACGAACCUGAAUGAGAAAGCAGAAUGGCUUGAUUCGCAAAGAAAGAGCUAUGAUAACUACAUUGAGCAAGCUAUGACAACUUUGCAGAAGAAAGGAAAAAAACGUUUUCUCAUGCCUUUUUCGAAACAAUACAACCAUGAGAAGGAGCUUGAACGAUCUGGGCGCAAGCCGAAGUUUGGAUCCUUCAAAUAUUCGGCCCGAACUCUCUACGAUAAAGGUGUUCUCGCCGCGUGGAAGUGCUAUGGAGAUCGCGAAUGGGAUAAGACCAAUCUCACGAUUUCUUGUGAUCAAGUAGGGAUUUUUGCUUUAGAAGGAAGCAAGGGCAGCAUUCAGAUCCCUGGCGCCAGCGCCUCUGUGUCAAUGGAUUCUCUCUUGGCCGCACAAUUUGCUAACCAUCAAUACAUGGAGCUCUUUGAGGGUAGCCUUCGCUUGAACGUCAAUCUCUUUCUCCAUUUGCUUUACAAAAAGUUUUAUCGGACUGACAGCUAA
Blumeria graminis f. sp. triticale is the source of this 4332-nucleotide messenger RNA. The record is from the annotation of a GenBank genome assembly. NCBI's taxonomy places the organism in Eukaryota, Fungi, Ascomycota, Leotiomycetes, Helotiales, Erysiphaceae.